Messenger RNA from Vanessa tameamea, 576 nucleotides. RefSeq lists its product as uncharacterized. The transcript has 4 exons. The record is from RefSeq and is a predicted model, not a curated record. Bases 81 to 461 code for a protein of 126 amino acids. Lineage: Eukaryota; Metazoa; Arthropoda; Insecta; Lepidoptera; Nymphalidae.
AUCGAACAUCUUUCAAUCAAAUCGAACAUCAUCACUACGAUAUAGUUUCAUACUUCAAAAAAAAACUAUUCAAUAAAAAAAUGGCAGCUGGCAACAUCUACAUUUUCGCUUUCUUUACAGCGCUGGUAGCUGUAAACUUAAUUUUUGCCGAAGAGAGUGCUUUAGAACAGGGAUCAGAGUUCUUUGACCAGGUAGAUGUUGGUGCUGAAGCUGAACGUGAAGCGAGGUCUCCGAACGAAGAGGGCGACAGACCUCAAGAGAGAAUGUUCUUCAACCUAUUUCCUAUAACGACCAGCUGCAACUAUACCACACAAGCCGGAUCCACUUGCACCAGCUGUACCCAGGCACUCCGCUGUCUUGCUAACGGUGUGGGCAUUGUACGUAACUGCCGUGGAUUCCUUCCUUACUGUAACGGUGGAAGAUGCUCAUUCAUUCCCGGCUCCAAUUGCACCUCCGGUUAAACCAAUUAUACAAACAUAUCGUUAAACAGAUCAAUACAUCGCAAUGAAAAAAAGUAAAAUAAUUAAAAUGUAAUCAGAAUCAUAAAAUUAUUUGAAAUAAAUAUUUAUUAGCGUC